AUGCUAGGGUUUAGUGCACCUUCCCCUGUCUCGACCAACGCCGGUCCUUGCGCUCCACGCGCCAUCGUUGCUCUUCUCCUCUUCGUUCGAAUAACAAAUACCAGCUCUCCUUCCAACCUGGAGUAUCUGUAUUCGUCGACGACGUCGUUAAGGUCCAGUAGUUGUUCUUCAGUUAAAGCCAUGGUUGAAGCUGGAGCUCUUUCAGCGCCCACGACACCCACGCGUGGGAGGAAGCACGCUUUGAUUUCGUUAACAGAUAAAACGGAUGUGACUGUUCUUGGCAGUGGACUUCAGGAACUCGGGUACACAAUUAUUUCAACUGGAGGAACAGCAUCUGCUUUGGAAAGUGAUGGUCUAUCUGUGACUAAAGUGGAAGAUCUCACUGGUUUUCCUGAAAUGCUUGAUGGUCGUGUAAAAACUCUGCAUCCUAGCAUACAUGGGGGUAUCCUUGCUAGGAGAGAUUUGGAGCAUCACAUGGGAGCCCUUGACAAGCACAAGAUUGGUACAAUUGAGGUAGUGGUGGUCAAUUUAUAUCCAUUUUAUGAAAAAGUUUCCUCUUCAAGUGGAAUAUCUUUUGAAGAUGCAAUUGAGAAUAUUGAUAUUGGUGGCCCAACCAUGAUAGAAGCUGCCGCAAAGAAUCACAAGGAUGUUUUGGUGGUGGUUGAUCCAGAAGACUACCCUGCACUUCUAGAGUUUCUUCGCGGAAAGCAAGACAACCAACAGUUUAGGAGAAAACUGGCUCAGAAGGCUUUCCAGCAUAUUGCCUCUUACGAGACUGCAGUUUCAGAGUGGUUGUGGAAGCAAACAUCAGAAGAUAAGUUUCCUCCCAAUAUGACUGUGUCUCUCUCACUCAAAAGUCGACUUCGGUAUGGUGAAAAUCCUCACCAGAAGGCUGCAUUUUAUGUUGACAAGUCUCUCGCUGAGGUUAAUGGUGGUGGUAUUGCAACUGCUAUUCAACACCAUGGAAAGGAGAUGUCAUAUAAUAACUAUUUAGAUGCAGAUGCAGCGUGGAAUUGCGUGUGUGAAUUUAAUAGACCUACUUGUGUCAUUGUGAAACACACAAAUCCUUGUGGAGUUGCUUCACGUGAUGAUAUUGUUGAAGCAUAUAGACUGGCGGUGAAAGCAGAUCCAGUGAGUGCUUUUGGUGGUAUUGUAGCCUUUAAUGUGGAAGUUGAUGAGGUGCUGGCUAAGGACAUUCGAGAAUUUAGAAGCCCAACUGACAAUGAAACUCGAAUGUUUUAUGAGAUUGUUGUUGCACCCAAGUAUACGAAAAAGGGGCUAGAGGUUCUUCGUGGAAAAUCUAAGACUUUGAGAAUACUUGAGGCAAGUAAAAAUAGUAAAGGAAAACUCUCGCUCAGACAAGUUGGUGGGGGUUGGUUAGCUCAGGAUUCAGAUGACUUAGUUCCUGAAGAUAUCGAAUUCAAAUCAGUCGCUGAUAAGGCUCCACAAGAAAGUGAGCUUUCUGAUGCACGGUUUGCAUGGCUCUGUGUGAAGCAUGUCAAGAGUAAUGCCAUUGUCAUUGCAAAGGACAAUUGCAUGUUAGGUAUGGGAAGUGGGCAACCAAACAGGUUGGAAAGUUUCAGGAUAGCUUUAAGAAAAGCUGGGGAUGAAGUCAAGGGAGCUGCUUUGGCUAGUGAUGCUUUCUUUCCAUUUGCCUGGAACGAUGCUGUUGAAGAAGCAUGUCAAAGUGGGAUAAGCGUCAUUGCCGAGCCUGGAGGUAGCAUCAGAGAUGUCGAUGCUAUCGAUUGCUGUAAGAAAUAUGGAGUAUCCCUGCUUUUCACCAAUGUGAGGCACUUUAGGCAUUAAAAAAGGAAUUUUGAGUUUUAGAAGUGUUGCAUGCCUUGAUGAGCAAUUUCCAAGCUCGCAGCCAAGAUUAAGGCCUGAAAGCUUUGGUAGUUAACCAAGUAGAUGAUAUAUCGACAAUCUUGAAUCCUCUUAUAUUUAAUUUGACUGGUUUUCAAAAUGCAUUAUGAGCUAAUUCUGUGUA
Molecule: messenger RNA, 1987 nt
Organism: Coffea eugenioides
Lineage: Eukaryota; Viridiplantae; Streptophyta; Magnoliopsida; Gentianales; Rubiaceae
Product: bifunctional purine biosynthesis protein PurH-like
Exons: 1
Coding region: 1-1806 (601 amino acids)
Biological process (GO): 'de novo' IMP biosynthetic process
Cellular component (GO): cytosol
Molecular function (GO): IMP cyclohydrolase activity; phosphoribosylaminoimidazolecarboxamide formyltransferase activity
Source: RefSeq, a predicted model, not a curated record